Molecule: messenger RNA, 315 nt
Organism: Didymodactylos carnosus
Lineage: Eukaryota; Metazoa; Rotifera; Eurotatoria; Philodinida; Philodinidae
Source: the annotation of a GenBank genome assembly
AUGUUGGCGACGGCUGGGGUGCGUAAUAUACCACCACAUACAAGAUUAUUAGCCGAUAAAAGCUUUGUCAAUGGUGAUCUAUUGCUUACGCCCGUUCGACGAAAUGAACUAAGACAUUUCCCGGCUGUUUAUAAGGACAUUUUCAAUUAUUAUCUUUUAAGUAAACGGUUUUUUGUGGAACAUCUCACUAAGGAAAUGAAAAUUUUUGAAGCAGUACACGGUGUCUAUCGCCAUGAAAAAAUGUUAUGGUAUGGCGUUAGCCUGUGUGCUACUUAUCUAGCAAAUGUACGCGCCGAUAUGUUCCUCAGUACAUGA